AUGGGAGACAAUCAUAAUAACGAUCACAAAAAGGGGGCAAAUGCACCGAAGAAAAAGGUGCAACAGGAAAACCAGCCACCACUACCAAACCAACUGACCGAUGCUCCUCAGCCAACCCCGGGAACGGCGGUCCCGGCCACGUCUUCAUCACCAUCGGUACCUGCAUCAACCUCAAAAACAUCAGUGGCCAGCAAAUGGAAAGGAGCGGCCGGUACCGCCACUAGGCGACCGUCUGUGAUGGUAUCUUCAUCACCAAGGCCUGGAACAGCAACUGGGGAUGGCCCAAAAAGGUUGUCCGUUGAUUCUCGGAAACUCUCCAUUGAUGGCGGUAAUCAUCAUUACACGAGACGACCAUCGAGGGUCUCGGUCGUAUCAGUUGACUACCCAAAUAAAUUACAACUGGCCCAAAUAAAUGCUGCCGCGGCACAGAACAAUGCUGGACAACAGCCGUUUCAACCGGCAGUCGUGAAGCACAGCGAGAAAGGAAUACGCGCCGCGAUACCCAUAAUGCCAAUGUGGAUGGCUAUAGUCUGUUGUGUACUUAACUGCGUCAUACCAGGUUCAGGCACGGUUGUUUCCGGCGUGACAUUAUUCUGCUGUAGCAGUCCGCAAGAUAACAGCAAGAAAGAUGAGUUGACCGAUCAGUUAUGUACUAAUAUAUGGGUGGGGAUAUCACAGUUGAUGACAAUAACAUUUCUGCUUGUUGGUUGGUUCUGGAGCAUCGCAUGGGGUAUACUCAUGAUACAAAUUGCACAAGCACAUAAACGUGUGAAGAAACAAGAGAAGGAAAUCCAGACAGCUUUAACGGUGGCCAACGCCUUCAUGAGUAACGCCCAUAACGCGUUCUAACCCAUUAUUGUUUCAAAGGCGACAAGAAUAAAGGGCGGCAGUCGUCGUGCCGCGUCCUGUUCGUUAUGGGACUCGUAACGACGUAUACAACGCGUGUAAAAUACAUUGUUUAUUUACAUGAAAUUCGAACACGCGCUGCGCGACGACCACCGCGCUUUAAUACAUGAUGCGCGUUUCCACCAAGAACUGCAGCCGAGACUGA
Saccoglossus kowalevskii is the source of this 1051-nucleotide messenger RNA. RefSeq lists its product as uncharacterized. The record is from RefSeq and is a predicted model, not a curated record. NCBI's taxonomy places the organism in Eukaryota, Metazoa, Hemichordata, Enteropneusta, Harrimaniidae.